CCAACGAAACGUCAGUGGCAGAUGGCAUGGGUACCAGCGCCGGUGCCUGGCAUGGGUGUCAUUUCUCUGUGAAAGAGAGAGAGGGAGAGAGGGAGAUUAAAGGAAUUCUUACAGCUUCACAUCAAGCACAUGGGAGGCAGCUCUGCGCGACGCGAGGAAUCCGAACAUGCGAGCUGAACACUGAUAGAAACAGGGACGAUGCUAACCGUACCAUUUGAAGACCCAGACAUGAUGCGCGACUCUCAGUUUGGUGCCAGCUUUACCCGCCAAGAUACGCUCAGCAGCGCCGAGCUCAAGGAGACGGAGGACGAAAACACGGACAGAGAAGAGGAGGAGAGAGACGACGAAAACGGUGUCCCUAAGAAGAAAGGUCCGCGUAAAAAGAAAUUCUCCGACGGACACAACGACCGCGUCAAAGUGCGCCGGCAAGAAGCAAACGCGCGCGAGCGCAGCCGCAUGCACGGCCUCAACGACGCGCUCGAGAGCCUGCGCAAAGUCGUGCCGUGCUACUCCAAAACGCAAAAACUCUCGAAAAUCGAGACGCUGAGGCUGGCCAAGAAUUACAUAUGGGCCCUCUCUGAGACUCUGAGCGCGGGAAAGAGACCCGACCUGCUGGCGUUCGUGCAGACCCUGUGUAAGGGCUUGUCGCAGCCCACCACUAACUUGGUCGCCGGUUGCCUGCAGCUGAACGCCAGAAAUUUCCUCACGGACCAAAACGGGGACGUGUCGUUCUCAAGCAGGCCUCAGUACGAUUCUCUGUACCCGUAUCCCAACGCGGAGAUGGCCACGCCCACCGGCCUGAGCUCCGGGCCCCGCGACGGCGUCAAGCCGUUCCGACCGUACAACUAUUACGCGUCCUACGAGUCCUACUACGACAGCGCCUCUCCAGAGAGCAGCAGCCCUCAUUUCGACGGCCAAAUGAGUCCCCCGAUUAAUUACAACGGGAUUUUCUCGCUCAAAAAGCACGAGGACCAAGUCGAGUACAGUAAGAACUGCCAUUACGGGAUGAGAUACUGUAACGUUCCCGGUCGGGGCUCCAUGUACCGCGUUUCCCCAGACAGCCAUUUUCCUUACGACUUGCAUCCCCGCAGCCAAUCGUUCCAGAGCCAGGACGAAUUAAAUACGGGUUUCCAUAAUUAAAAGCGAGCGUAGGGGUUGGAUGCCAGUUACACUAAUCUGUUAAUUAAUUAAUGCUUGUUGCUGAUUGUUUUCUUUUGAUUUCGAUACACGGUUAUUGAGAAGGGGGAGAAGGGAAAAAAAAACACAAUUCUAUUUAUUUCAGAAUGCGUAGACUCUUAAAGGUAAAGGCGCUUUCACGGCGAUGCCACAGAAGAACCUUUUUUUGAGGAACCAGUCGGUCAAAGGUUAUUUAAAGAACUUUUGUGAUGCGCAGAACCUUCUUUCGUCACGAAGAAGCUUUUGUGAAACCAAAAGGUUCCAUUUAGAACAAACGGCAUCACGGAGCUCCUUUAUUUGCAAGAGCGCGUGUUGCUCACGACGCGGGCUGUUACAAUCACUUAAUAAAAGAUGGAAAUCAAAUACUUGUAAUACAACACUCGUCUCACAUCCCGUGCAAACGGGUUUAUUCGUGUGUUACACGAAACACAAAAUCACGAUAGCAAUAAUGGAACUAUGCAACGCAGAAUGACAGAUAUAUUAAUCCGCGCAGACUUGUAAAUAGCCUUAUCGUGUGAAUUUUACUAUUCGUUAGACUUCUGUGUCUUUUGAACUCUAGGUACUCAGCACUCCGAUUCCGCGUAACGUCAACAAUUAAUAAGGAAAGUAUUGUGGAUUUGCCAUGUGAAAUGUUUUUUGUUUCUCCCUUUAUUUGGUUUGUUCUCCGAGGAGCGUCGGGUCUUGUGAACUCGAGGAGCUCGCUUCGAUCAACCUGUCGAAAUAAAUCUUGAAUGUGAC
Molecule: messenger RNA, 1914 nt
Organism: Puntigrus tetrazona (Sumatra barb)
Lineage: Eukaryota; Metazoa; Chordata; Actinopteri; Cypriniformes; Cyprinidae
Gene: neurod6b
Product: neuronal differentiation 6b
Exons: 2
Coding region: 199-1140 (313 amino acids)
Molecular function (GO): protein dimerization activity
Source: RefSeq, a predicted model, not a curated record